GCCGCUGUCUCUCACAGCCGAGGUCUGAGACAGGCAGGCCGUGAGUAAGACUGUGUAUUUAGGGAUGUCACCUUUCACUGCCCUCCAUUCUUCUGACUCCUCUCCCCACUUAUCCUUGUCCUCUGAGCCUGUCCUUUUUCUCCUCCCGACUUCCUUAUUUACCUUCCCACUGUGACGGCAUCUCGCUCUCCCCUGUCUUCUUGGGUUUAAAGUCUCGACCGACUUCUCUUCAGCGUGAUCAGUGGGAAUUCGGAGGCCAGUUCGUGUUCCUUUUAGGUGUUUUCCAUGCUCCAUCAUGUUGAGGGCUAAGACUUGGCUUCUUUUGCUUUCACCUCAUCACCUGAAGCAGCUCAAAGAGUCAUCAGGAUCCAGGCUUAUAUGGCGGAGACUUCUGCACCAGCAACAACCCCUUCAUCCAGAAUGGGCUGCCCUGGCCAAAAAGCAGUUGAAAGGCAAAAACCCAGAAGACCUGAUAUGGCAUACUCCAGAAGGGAUCUCCAUAAAACCCUUAUAUUCUAGCAGGGAUACCAAUGACUUACCUGAAGAAAUUCCAGGAGUGAAGCCAUUCACACGUGGACCAUAUCCCACCAUGUACACCUUUAGGCCCUGGACCAUCCGCCAGUAUGCUGGUUUUAGUACUGUGGAAGAAAGCAAUAAGUUCUAUAAAGACAAUAUUAAGGCUGGUCAGCAGGGAUUAUCAGUUGCCUUUGAUCUGGCGACACAUCGUGGAUAUGAUUCAGAUAAUCCUCGAGUUCGUGGUGAUGUUGGAAUGGCUGGUGUUGCUAUUGACACUGUGGAAGAUACCAAAAUUCUUUUUGAUGGAAUUCCUUUAGAAAAAAUGUCAGUUUCCAUGACCAUGAAUGGAGCAGUUAUUCCAGUUCUUGCGACUUUUAUAGUAACUGGAGAAGAACAAGGUGUACCUAAAGAGAAACUCACUGGUACAAUCCAAAAUGAUAUACUAAAGGAGUUUAUGGUCAGAAAUACUUAUAUUUUUCCUCCAGAACCAUCCAUGAAAAUUAUUGCUGACAUCUUCCAGUAUACAGCAAAGCACAUGCCAAAAUUUAAUUCAAUUUCAAUUAGUGGAUACCAUAUGCAGGAAGCAGGGGCUGACGCCAUUCUGGAACUGGCCUAUACUAUAGCAGAUGGGUUGGAAUACUGUAGAACUGGACUCCAGGCUGGUCUGACAAUUGAUGAAUUUGCACCAAGGUUGUCUUUCUUCUGGGGAAUUGGGAUGAACUUUUAUAUGGAAAUAGCAAAAAUGAGAGCUGGGAGAAGACUCUGGGCUCACUUAAUAGAGAAAAUGUUUCAGCCUAAAAACUCUAAAUCUCUUCUUCUAAGGGCUCAUUGUCAGACAUCAGGAUGGUCACUUACUGAGCAGGACCCUUAUAAUAACAUCAUUCGUACUACAGUAGAAGCAAUGGCGGCAGUGUUUGGAGGGACUCAGUCUUUGCACACAAAUUCUUUUGAUGAAGCCUUGGGUUUGCCAACUGUGAAAAGUGCCCGAAUUGCCAGGAAUACACAAAUCAUUAUUCAAGAAGAAUCUGGGAUUCCCAAAGUGGCUGAUCCUUGGGGAGGUUCCUAUAUGAUGGAAUCUCUCACGAAUGAUGUUUAUGACGCUGCCUUGAAGCUUAUUCAUGAAAUUGAAGAGAUGGGUGGAAUGGCCAAAGCUGUAGCAGAAGGAGUACCUAAACUUCGAAUUGAAGAAUGUGCUGCCCGAAGGCAAGCAAGAAUAGAUUCUGGUUCUGAAGUGAUUGUUGGAGUAAAUAAGUACCAAUUGGAAAAAGAAGAAUCUGUGGAUGUUCUUGCGAUUGAUAAUACAUCAGUACGUAACAAGCAGAUUGAAAAACUCAAGAAGGUCAAAUCCAGCAGGGAUGAAACCUUGGCUGAACGAUGUCUUGCUGCAUUGACUGCAUGUGCUGCCAGUGGAGACGGGAAUAUUUUGGCUCUUGCAGUGGAUGCAGCUCGUGCAAGAUGUACAGUUGGAGAAAUCACAGAUGCUAUGAAAAAGGUAUUUGGUGAACAUAAAGCUAAUGAUCGUAUGGUCAGUGGAGCUUAUCGGCAGGAAUUUGGAGAAAGUAAAGAGAUAUCAUUUGCUAUCCAGAGGGUUCAUAAAUUCAUGGAACGUGAAGGUCGCAGACCUCGUCUUCUUGUGGCAAAAAUGGGGCAAGAUGGACAUGACAGAGGAGCAAAAGUUAUUGCUACAGGAUUUGCCGAUCUUGGUUUUGAUGUGGACAUAGGUCCUCUUUUUCAGACUCCCCGAGAAGUGGCCCAGCAGGCUGUGGAUGCAGAUGUGCAUGCCGUGGGUGUGAGCACGCUCGCUGCUGGUCAUAAAACCCUAGUUCCUGAGCUCAUCAGAGAACUUAACUCCCUUGGACGGCCAGACAUUCUUGUCAUGUGUGGAGGGGUGAUACCACCACAGGAUUAUGACUUUCUGUUUGAAGUCGGAGUUUCCAGUGUAUUUGGUCCUGGGACUCGAAUUCCAAAGGCUGCCGUUCAAGUGCUUGGUGAUAUUGAGAAGUGUUUGGAAAAGAAGCAGAAAUCUGUGUAACAUCCUCUUUUUGAGUUAGCUUUUUUUCUAGAAUAGUGUUUCAAUGAUGGUCAAAGAGUAAAACUGUGUGUUCAAUUUAAUUCAACCCCUGAUACGUACUUUCUUAAAACUACAUUAAAAUACCUGACUUAAGAAUUUUGUGAUGUUAUAAGCGUGUAUGUACAGUUUCACUUUAAAAAUUAAAUAUACUUAAAAACUCU
Molecule: messenger RNA, 2748 nt
Organism: Leopardus geoffroyi (Geoffroy's cat)
Lineage: Eukaryota; Metazoa; Chordata; Mammalia; Carnivora; Felidae
Gene: MMUT
Product: methylmalonyl-CoA mutase
Exons: 13
Coding region: 296-2548 (750 amino acids)
Cellular component (GO): mitochondrion
Molecular function (GO): metal ion binding; cobalamin binding; methylmalonyl-CoA mutase activity
Source: RefSeq, a predicted model, not a curated record